Bactrocera tryoni is the source of this 945-nucleotide messenger RNA. Its product is annotated as ubiquinone biosynthesis O-methyltransferase, mitochondrial-like. The record is from RefSeq and is a predicted model, not a curated record. Gene Ontology annotation, molecular function: 2-methoxy-6-polyprenyl-1,4-benzoquinol methyltransferase activity. Gene Ontology annotation, biological process: ubiquinone biosynthetic process. The transcript has 5 exons. The coding region runs from base 1 to 945 and encodes 314 amino acids. NCBI's taxonomy places the organism in Eukaryota, Metazoa, Arthropoda, Insecta, Diptera, Tephritidae.
AUGUCGUUGAGAACGGUCAAAGCUGUGCCAUUUUUGCUGCAACAGCAAAGGUAUUUCUUGCAAAAUACAUUUGGUUAUCUUCGACACGCACAAACAAGUUCAAAUACAACUUACACUUCAACACCGAAUACAAGCAUAGCAAAGAAAAACAAAGAACUACAACAAUUUAACGACAGCACGCAAAAAGAAAUUGAUCAUCACGCGCGGUUAUCAGCGACUUGGUGGGAUUUAAAUGGUCCAUUACAUGGUUUACACAAGCUGAACGAUUUAAGAGUUCCUUUCGUGAGCCAUGGUUUGGUGGCGCAAAGUACCGUCGACAAAAAUUUGCGAAAUACCGUCGACAUGAAUUUGAGAAAUCCAGGUGAAGUGCUGAAAGGUAAAAAUAUUUUGGAAGUUGGUUGUGGUGGCGGCAUAUUAACGGAAGCGUUAGCACGUCUAAAUGCUAAUGUAACUGGCGUUGAUUUGGGGGCAGACGUAAUAAUGACGGCCGAGAAACAUUUAAAGGAACAUAGUCCGGAACUAGUCGAUCGCAUAACUUAUAAAACCGAGUCAAUAGCGGAACAUGCAAAUAAAUAUACAAAUCAUUAUGAUACAAUUGUGUGCUCAGAGGUAUUGGAACAUAUUGACGAGAAAGAAGCGUUCUUAAAGGAUUGCGUUAGAGCUAUAAAGCCAGGCGGUUCAAUAUUUAUUACGACCUUGAAUAAGACCGUUCUACAGUGGUUCUUAGGAAUUAUUCUUGGAGAAUAUAUAUUCGGUGUUGCACCGAAAAACACACAUCACUGGAGUAAACUGAUCGCACCACAAGAUGUGCAACGCAUUCUAGCUGCAUUGAAUUGUGAGACGGUAUCGCUGAGAGGCCUCACUUACAAUGUUUUUUAUAGGCGUUGGCGUUGGAUUAAUACUACCAAACUGUGCUAUGCUCUCCACGCUGUUAAAGCUGCAUAA